AUGUCACUUGAAGGAGAGAACGACUUCACCGGUAAGCUUAGGCUACCGUUGCCACCGACUUUCUCAGGUAAACCUGCGGAAUGGGAAGAAUGGUCGUGGAAGUUUCGCGCGUACUUGUCGAUGUUUGAUGCACAGGCUGCAAGGUACUUGGAACAGCACGAGAAUGAUGAGGCACCGCUCACGGAUGAGGCACUUGAGGUGCACGUGCUUACAGAAGAAGGUGUUGCAGCACUUGAUCAGACCGCGACGGCAGGUAGAGUCACUUUCAGUCGGAAGUUGCAUUAUCUGCUUGCGAACUUGACGUCAGAGUCGGCAUUGCUUGUGGUUCGUCAGAACUACGACUCGAAUGGGUUUGAGACUUGGCGUCGACUUGUCAAGAAGUUUGCGUUGCCAGAUGCUGCGAGGCAUGUUUCACUUCUGACGCAGUUGCUUGACUUUCGGUUUGGGUCGCAUACGUUCGAGCAGGAUUUCAACACUUGGGAGACGAUCAAGACAAAGUAUGAGCGACAGACCGGCGCUGACUUGCCUGACAGCGUGCUUGUCGCUACGUUGUUGAAUAAGACUUCCGGUGCGCUCCAGCAGCACUUGAGGUUGAAUGCUCGGACCUUGACGACUUACGAAGACAUCAAAGCCACGAUAGUCGAGUACUAUCAGUCCAGGCACUUGAUCAUGAGCAACUCGUCUUCGUCGAAUCAAGGCCCAGCACCAAUGGACAUUGGAGGACUUAAAGGAAAGAAAGGCUUCGGCAAAAGACAUGUUUCGGCAAAUUGUCCACUUGGUCGUGUGAGUGCGGUUGAUGAGAAUGCCACUUUGGAUGGCUCGUUUGAAGAUUGGUCAGUCGAUGACACUUGGCAAGUUGGUGACUUUGAGGAAGAAUGGUGGAGCGAUGACUUAGUCGCAGCGGUAGGACUUGGUUGGAGUGAUGAGGAAUGGUGGCCUGCAUGGGACGAUGGUUGGUCGUCCACUUGGAGUGAUUGGAACGACGACACUUGGAGUGUCGUGUCGCCACCACCUGCUGUUGAGAAGGCUACUUCAGCCCCGCCAUCGCAUGCUGCGGAGCCGAAGGCAACUUCGGGUGCCCCAGUGAGUGCUGUCACUUUGGGAACGCCGCCUGCGAGACUUUCCUCCGCGGCGAAGCCCAAGGCGACACCCAAGGCUACUUCGAAGGCCUCUGGACUUGCCAUUGCGGCAAUUACACUUGGGAGCAUGUUUGCUGGUACGCAGUCGUGUUUCGUUUCGCCAACUUGUGAUGCAUCGCUUGAUUGCAUGUUGAGUGGAAGCAUUGUGUUUGAUGGCUUUGGUCGCUCACUUGGUGCACGAAGUGAUGUGGCCACUUGGCAGUUGUCCCCUGUGUGCGACUUGCCGUUGAAGAAUGAAGCGAAUCAAACUUCGCUCUCGAAUCCGACUUCGUUGUCCGAUUGGGGUUUGGAGCACUUGAGUUCCACCUUCUAUGACCCCUACUUGGCCGAGCAUGAGGUUGCUGUUGCAUCAGUUGAGACAGGACUUGAGACUUGGAUCCUGUUUGAUUCCGGUGCUGCAGCAAAUUGCUGUCCCCCGGACUUUGCUCCGGACUUCCCGUUGUUGAAACUUGAAGAACGAGCACCUCCGCUUAAGAGCAUUUCAGGCCAGACUUUGCAGAUCUAUGGUCGAAAGCUUGUUGCCUUUGAGUUGGAUGGUCAGCGACUUUGGUUGAACUUUUAUGUGUGCGAUGUACCGUACAGUGUGAUUUCAGUCGCUAGACUUUUGCAGCAAGGAUGCAAGGCAGUGUUGACAUCUGAGGGAUCUCAGCUUGAAGGUCCCACGGGUGCAACUUUUCCUGUCACAAGACAUGGUUCACUUCUGUUCUUGUGUCCGACGCUUGCUGAAUUUGAUCCGAAUGAGUAUGCAGACUUCAGCAAAGGAUUCCAUGAACAGUUCGCAGUGAGACCUCCUCCUGGACUUGUUGCGCCGACCCUUAAGCCCACGUACUACCACGCGGACAGUUGGGUACUUGAUGAGGCCAACGCAACCUUGACGAGGCUUCACAAGCGUGGUCGAGCAACUUUGUUUUCUCCCGAAGGAACCAAGGAUCGGCCGGUUGAGUUGAAAGACUUGACAGGUGAACGUGUGACAGUCAUGAACUUUGAAGACGGUUCGUCUAAAACCUUGAAUGAUGAUUGGCGAAAAAGUGAUGAUCCCCGAGCAAAGCAGGAUAAGUACUUCAAGGGCAAAACCGUCUUCAAACUUGCUUCGAAACCAACAGGUAGGAGACUUGUAGGCAAGCAGUCAACUUUGCCCCGUCCUGAAGUUCAUGUUGAAAUGCCACCGCCUGUCCCAAGUUCUAGGACUUCAACCCAGAAACUUAGUCCAGAAGUUGUCCUGCGAGAUCAUGGUGAAUAUGCUGAUACUUUCCGAAAGCGAGUGUUUGACUUGGUGGCGGAUGAAGCAGUUGAUCCCAUGAAAGGUCUUGAGAACUUUGUGAAGAGAUCACUUGAUGAUGUGGAUCCACAGACCAAUGAGGCCUACACCCACGACACUUGGGUGCAGUUGCCAACCAUGUGGAUUAGACUUCACCGUCAGCCACGAAAGAACUUGUUCGUGCCUUCAGAGCGUUCCGAAGGCGGUCCGAACUUGAGCGAGUUAAGCAAAGCACGGGUUACAAUACAACUUGACGAUCAUGGGAGCAUGAAGGUUGAUGAAGACGAUUGGACACUUGAAGGUGCAGAUCGUGACGUUGUUGAACCCUUUGCUUGUGGUGGUGCGACUUGCUUUGAGAAGCGUGACUUGUAUGUCAAGGAGAUUCCCGAGGUGGCCGAACCUGACUUGUUUGAGACAUCGGCCCGGCGACCGAGAGGACUUCCUGCGCCCUCGGAGCCGACGCUCACGGAGCGUAAAGAGCAUGAACUUACGCACCUGCCUUUUCGUUCUUGGUGCCCGAUUUGCGUCCGUGCAAAGAGCAAACAGAACCACAGCAGGACUUUGAAAACGAAGCAGCCGGUCGUUCAACUUGACUACUGCUUCCUUGGAGAUAAUCCUGAAGAGCCCCAGGUUACUCUCCUCACCGCUGUGGACUUGCUGUCGGGCAUGGGACUUUCGUGCGUUGUUCCAGCCAAAGGCCGCUCUGUCUAUGCUCAGGCAGAACUUCGGAGAUACAUCCUUGAAAUCGGGCGCACUUUUGGCAUCUUGCAAAUCGACCCCGAACCCUCACUUAAGGCUUUGGUUGCUGAGUUCACUUCGGAGGGUGUGAUAAAGAUCCGUUCACUUCGGCGUAGACCGCCGUCUGAGCAGCUCGACUUGGCACUUGUGCAGUCCCUGACGGCAACGCCCUGGGACCCUAGAGGCACAAAAGUUGAGACAGAUCACUUUGUCUUUCCACCGCAGCAGCCGAGACCUGGAGAGAACUUGGUUGAGCCACCAGACGAUCCGGAUGCCAUUCCGGAAAACUUAGGAAAUGCUGGUGACCUGGCGCAAGAACUUGAGCAAGACAUGUUGCGUGAGCUUCAGUCGACUUCGGAAACCCGCGCGGCCGCCGACUUGCCAGUGCCUGAGGGACCGAUGGAUGCUGAAGAACUUGCAGAGAGGCAGGACAAGCGCAGUCAUGAGGAACCUACUUCCUCCGCUGAAAGAGCUUCCUCUGAGCCUGCGACUUCGCGAAGGCGCGUAGGCGUCACGACGGAGCGCAAGCGCGACACUUCAGAGGUCCCUGAAGCAGCGACGAAAGUGCAGCGCAUUUCGUCACUUGUCCGCUCGCCUGACCAGCAGAUGCGAAUUUUCGACUUGAGAAUUUCUGCCGUCACCACGAAGCAGGAACUUGAGGCUGGGAUGUCCACUUGUAAACCGGCUCCGUCUCCUGGCACGGAUGCGUUGAAGAAGGUUUCCGAGACUGCGGAAGCACUUAAUCCUGAGGAGCAUAAACGGUAUCGCAAACUUGUCGGUCAGCUCUUGUGGAUGUGCAACUUGCGCAUGGACAUCAUGUAUGCCGUGAAAGAGUUGUCGCGUGGACUUGCGUCUCCUACGACGGAUCAUUGGGCAAAGUUAAAGCACUUGCUUCGGUAUCUUGCAGGUACCAAGGAGUAUGUCCAAGAACUUCGCCCGAACAUCCGGUUGUCUGAGAAGCAUUCCUCUCUUGAUGUUCACACUUACGUUGCUGCGCAGAAUUGGCGGUUGGUCCAACCUACUUUUCCAGCUGGUGAGACUUUGCUUGGCCUACGCGAUUUGGCGAUUGAAGAGGCGCAGCAUUGGACUUUGGAGAUGCAUCAGCGAGCCUUUGUCCAGGACACUUACGCCUCAUUUUCGACUUUCUCCAACUUUUGGCGACAUGAGGUCUUUAUGUCGAUACUUUUCAGUGGAUUGCAGAAGGAGAGACUUACAAUUCGGCAACUUCUGUUGAUUCCACGAGAUCCGAGAACCAACUUUCUGUUGGUGGUGCCGCUCUUGUUCGUGCUUUUUCCGGGACUUUAUCAUCCUGGUUCGAGGCAGUACCCAGGACUUUAUCAUUCAGUCCAUGGGCCUCCUUUGUACUUUACCUUCGAGCUGCAAUGGAUUACUUCAUUGGCAAUCGAGAUGCUGGGAGUCCACUUGUUUUCUCCUCAAGAAAUUAACUUCAUGCCGUGGACGUGUUACAUUGUGUUGCCGCGGUCGACUUGGGCAAGGCUUAUGCAGCGACUUGUGACACAAAGGGUGCUUGUCAUUACCCCAGCCGACUUGGUUUGGACUUCUGGGAUGUUGAAUGUAGGGUUCUCCCUACGAUCAACUUUACUAUUCACCAUAUUUAACUUUCAGUUUCAUCCUGGGAGAGCAGAGUAUCAAGAAUCAUUCGUUGCACUUGGCUUCAGUAUCUCUGGUCAAACUUUCGGUGCAAUGAUGUCUUCUGGAGGCAACAUAUGGAACAGACGAUACCGAGAUUACUUCAUCAAGCUGCCACUUCUGCAACUUUUCCACCCGGCGGAGAUCGCUACCCUGGUGUCGUUUACUUGCACAAACCAGGCACUUACUUUUGCAAGACUUGGGGAAAUGUACCACAACUUUAUCCAGGCGGAAACCCAUUUGUGGUUGGGCCACAUUCCACUUCACAAAGCGUGGCUGCGACCUGGAGAAGCUGAACUUGGUGACGACGAGACGGUUGAUCCUCACUUGGUUCGGAGGAUGAUGCAGUAUGACCUGCAUCGGCCCAAGCUUUGA
Messenger RNA from Symbiodinium natans, 5160 nucleotides. Lineage: Eukaryota; Dinophyceae; Suessiales; Symbiodiniaceae. The record is from the annotation of a GenBank genome assembly.